AUGCAAGGUAUCAAUAGAACCACUGUGGUUACACAGUUCAUCCUGGUUGGAUUUUCUAGCCUGGAGGAGCUCCAACUGCUGCUUUUUGUCAUUUUCCUUCUCCUGUACCUGACAAUCCUGAUGGCCAACGCAACCAUCAUGGUUGUUAUCCGCUUCAGCAGAACCCUACACAAUCCCAUGUAUGGUUUCCUAUUCAUCCUUUCCUUUUCUGAGUCCUGCUACACUUUUGUCAUCAUCCCUCAGCUGCUUGUUCAUCUUCUCUCAGCCAUCAAGACUAUCUCCUUCGUGGCCUGUGCCACCCAGCUCUUCUUCUUCCUUGGCUUUGCCUGUAGCAACUGCUUUCUCAUUGCUGUGAUGGGAUAUGAUCGCUAUGUGGCAAUCUGUCACCCCCUGAGGUACACACUUAUCAUAAACAAAAGGCUAGGGUUGGCAUUGGUAUCUCUGUCAGGAGUCACUGGCUUCUUGAUUGCUUUGGUGGCCACCAACCUCAUUUGUGGCAUGCCUUUUUGUGGUCCCAAUAGGGUCAACCACUAUUUCUGUGACAUGGCACCUGUUAUUAAGUUGGCAUGCACAGACACCCAUGUAAAAGAACUAGCCCUCUUCAGCCUCAGCAUCCUGGUAAUCAUGGUGCCUUUUCUGCUAAUUCUCAUAUCCUAUGGCUUCAUCCUUAACACCAUUCUGAAGAUCCCCUCGACUGAGGGCAAAAGGAAGGCCUUUGCCACCUGUGCCUCACACCUCACUGUGGUCUUUGUCCACUAUGGCUGUGCCUCUGUCAUCUACCUUCGGCCCAAAUCCAAGUCUGCCUCACAUAAAGACCAGUUGGUGGCAGUGACCUACACAGUGGUCACUCCCCUACUUAAUCCUCUUGUUUACAGUCUCAGGAACCAGGAGGUGAAGGCAGCGCUAAAAAGAGUUUUGGGAAUGCCUGUGGCAACCAAGGUGAGCUAA
Messenger RNA from Phacochoerus africanus (Common warthog), 948 nucleotides. Its product is annotated as olfactory receptor 10T2. NCBI's taxonomy places the organism in Eukaryota, Metazoa, Chordata, Mammalia, Artiodactyla, Suidae. The transcript has a single exon. Gene Ontology annotation, biological process: G protein-coupled receptor signaling pathway. The coding region runs from base 1 to 948 and encodes 315 amino acids. Gene Ontology annotation, molecular function: olfactory receptor activity; G protein-coupled receptor activity. The record is from RefSeq and is a predicted model, not a curated record. Gene Ontology annotation, cellular component: membrane.